AUGGAUCACAACCACGUCCGAGACAACAUGAACUCCGACAUGCCUUCAGGCUUCGAUCAACAGUACGUUCCCAUAGAUCCCAAUCUUGAGGACAGGUUCGCUCCAUCCGCUCGAAACCACAUGUACCAAGAAUCAGCUCAGCAUUACAACUAUCAAGAACAUCAACCAACUGGCUACAAUGCGGUCAUGCCCGAUGCUGUGCCGUGUGAUGCCUAUUGUACAGGCUACGAAGGGCCGAUGACACCUGCUAGUACAGCAGACCAUCUUGAACCGCAUGAUGAUCAGUUGCAUGGCGUUUUCGAAGUCCCGGAUGAACAUGCCACCAACACCCAACAACAAGAAGGGACUGAGUAUUCAUCAGAGUUCUGGCGGACUUUGGUCAGUUUUGAGGUACCUGAUUUCAGACAAACUUCUGUCGACAAUAUACCUGGCCUCCAAGCCCUACGCACGGCCCACCUCAGUCUCUAUGGCCCCCAAUCAACAGCCACAAACGCCACUCGCAUGCAGUACGCCAAGGCCUUUGGUUUUGCCCUGCUCACGCACUAUCACCCGGCUUCGCAAGGCUACACUGUGGUGCCGACUUCACCCGGACCUAUGUCAAAAACAGGGAUGAGCUUUUUCCUGGCUGCCGACGACGAGUCAGACAUCUGGAAGGAUAUGGGCAGGAAGAAGGCCAGCAGCACCAACAAGGCCAAUCGACGGCGAGCGCCGACAAAAAGAGAUCUUGAAAGGGCCAAAAGGGCAGAACAAGUUGCCAAGGUAGCAGAGUACAACCAUGGAUUUGCAUACAUGGCGAACCUGCAAUGGGACUAUAUCCCGCCUCAGGACAUUGCCGCUUUCGUGGUCAUGUGUAAAUUAGAAGUCAGAGAUGAGAACACUGGCAUGGUGACGUACGAACAGCACCCACACACCUACCUCAUCAUUAUGGUUGACAACUUCGAUCAAGUCCCACGCGUCUCAAGGGAAAACACAGUCCAUCGCAGUGACAUUCUAGCGGACGCGCUAUGCCGAGGCGGCAAGGUCCGGAACGGUCACGGCAUGCUUGUCUAUGGGCCCCGGCUUGAGUGCUACACCUUUGACCGUGGAAACAAGUGGGUUUGCCCUGAUAGCGAUGAUGAAGACGAUGAGCAAGAACCUCAGGAUAUUGAACCUAAGAUGGAGGUGCUACAAUCUGGCGGUCAAAAUAUCGAUUUCGAUUUGCGUGCCACGAGCUUGGAAAUAGUCGACGUGGCCUUUAGGGACAUGGCUGUGAGGCAGGUGGUGUACAUGUCUGAACCAAUCCUCGAUGCAGAAGAGCCUGUAGGUUUUGUAAAGAUUGAUGAAGAGAUGGACGAGCAAGGACACUGCAGUGGCUUGAGAGGCGAAAAAUUCAUCUAG
Molecule: messenger RNA, 1377 nt
Organism: Alternaria arborescens
Lineage: Eukaryota; Fungi; Ascomycota; Dothideomycetes; Pleosporales; Pleosporaceae
Exons: 1
Coding region: 1-1377 (458 amino acids)
Source: RefSeq, a predicted model, not a curated record